AUCGAAUUCAACUCAGCUUCUCUCCAUUGAGCACACCAUGUCGGUUCUAAAGCUAGUAACCGACUUCUUCUCGUUAGAGACUUUGGAUGUGCGUCUCUUGCCAACUGCAGAUGCUGCCAGAAGAGAAAAGAUCAUCAAAUCAGCCAAUCCUCGCUCAAGAUGGAAUACUGUCGAAUACAAAUUCUACCUAGGAGUCUUCGCAGUCGUAGUUCCGUUGAUGUUUUACACAGCCCAUACGGCUGCCAGUGAAUCCAAUGAAAACUACCCUCGUUUCGCCCAUUUGCUCAGUAAGGGAUGGAUGUUCGGCAGAAAAGUUGACAAUUCUGAUCAGCAGUAUCGUUUCUUCAGAGACAACUUCCCCAUGUUGUGUGUCUUGAUAAUUGCCCAUUGCGCAUUGAGAAGAAUCAUAACUCCAAUCUUACGGUUGUCCAAAAGAACAUACUUUGAUUUUGGUUUUGGCUUGCUUUUCCUUUUUGGGGCCCACGGGACAAACGUCUUGAGAAUCUUAAUCCACCUUGGAAUCAACUACGCAAUUGGCAGAUUUGUUCCUUCUCCCAAGGCAGCUAUUUGGAUUGUCUGGAUUUACGGAAUUCUGACUUUGUUUAUUAAUGAUAGAUACAGAACUCUACCUUUUGGUGUAGACGCAAUUGACAACAGAUUUAAAGGCAUCAUCGAAAGAUGGGACGUUUUCUUCAACUUCACCUUGUUGAGAAUGCUCUCGUACAACUUGGACUACUUGGAAAAGAAACGCGACAACGCAAAUUCGCCAGAAGACGAUAAAAUAACUUCGAAGUCAUCAACAUUGAAACUUGUAAACUUGGAUAAUAGGGAAAGACUUACAGCUCCGAUCCCUUUGACAGACUACAACAUCAUAAACUAUCUUGCCUAUAUAACGUAUACUCCAUUGUUCAUUGCAGGACCAAUUGUAACCUUCAAUGACUUCAUCUACCAAUCGAACUACCAACAGCUAGCUUCUGUGAAAGACUAUAAGCGUACUUUCAUCUACUUCUUGCGAUUUUGCUUCUGUGUUCUAGUCAUGGAAUUCUUGCUCCAUUUCAUGUAUGUCGUGGCUGUAUCUAAAACGAAAGCCUGGAACGGCGACACCCCUUUCCAGAUCUCAAUGUUGGGCUUAUUCAAUUUGAAUAUAAUCUGGUUGAAGUUGUUAAUUCCCUGGAGAAUGUUCAGAUUGUGGAGUCUCUUAGAUGGCAUUGAUCCGCCAGAAAAUAUGAUCAGAUGCAUGGACAACAACUUUUCAGCGGUAGCUUUCUGGAGGGCCUGGCACAGAUCGUAUAACCAAUGGAUUAUCCGUUAUAUCUAUAUUCCUUUAGGUGGUGGAGGCAGUCACAGAGUGCUCAACUCGUUGUUUGUAUUCUCUUUCGUGGCCAUCUGGCACGACAUCGAGUUGAAAUUGUUGUUAUGGGGCUGGCUUGUAGUGAUAUUCCUUAUUCCCGAGAUCGUAGCUACCACCAUUUUCAAGAAAUUCUCUGAAGCAUGGUGGUACCGUCAUGUGUGUGGCGUAGGUGCUGUAGUGAACAUCUGGAUGAUGAUGAUAGCUAACUUGUUUGGAUUCUGUCUCGGGAAAGAUGGCACGAUCGCUCUUCUCCACGAGAUGUUCAGCACAGUAAGUGGAAUCCAGUUCUUUGUUUUGGCUUCUGGAGCAUUAUUUGUAGGUGCACAGGUGAUGUUUGAGAUCAGAGAAUCUGAAAAGAGAAAGGGGAUAUAUGUCAAGUGCUAGACAACUAGAAUCAAUGUAUGCUAUAUUCAUUUGAUACCAGAGAAAGUUGUAGAUUAAUCAGUAGGAAGAUCAUGCCUAGGAUCCAUAAAAAGAGGAUAUAAAAGAAUGAAUAUAUAAGCACAAUAAUUU
Molecule: messenger RNA, 1864 nt
Organism: Scheffersomyces stipitis CBS 6054
Lineage: Eukaryota; Fungi; Ascomycota; Pichiomycetes; Serinales; Debaryomycetaceae
Gene: GUP1
Product: O-acyltransferase
Exons: 2
Coding region: 38-1735 (565 amino acids)
Biological process (GO): GPI anchor biosynthetic process
Cellular component (GO): endoplasmic reticulum
Source: RefSeq, a predicted model, not a curated record